Molecule: messenger RNA, 219 nt
Organism: Kazachstania africana CBS 2517
Lineage: Eukaryota; Fungi; Ascomycota; Saccharomycetes; Saccharomycetales; Saccharomycetaceae
Gene: DAD4
Product: Dad4p
Exons: 1
Coding region: 1-219 (72 amino acids)
Biological process (GO): attachment of spindle microtubules to kinetochore
Cellular component (GO): DASH complex; mitotic spindle
Source: RefSeq, a predicted model, not a curated record
AUGGAAAAUCCUUAUGAGAAAGUGCAAACAAAUAUACUGUCGAGAAUAAUUGCCAAUGUGGAGAGACUUAAUCAAAGUGUAACAACAAUGAACCAAGAAUUGUCGGGUAUAAACGGCAAAAACAAGAAUAUUGAGAUUAUAGGGCAGAUAUGUGAAAACUAUAAUAAUAGUAUUCAGUUUAACCUCGAGGCCACAGGUAACAAAAGGCCACCAUUCUAA